UAACAUAAUUAACGAGCUGCUAUUUGCAAUUACAUGGAUGGGAAUAGGAGGGGGAAUGGGAUAGGACAACGGCGGAAAAACAAGGACACGUAUACGCUUCUUUGUCUCUCUGCCUCACACACACAGGCGGCAGCACGAGGGAAGCGGGGUACGUGGACAGAACGGUGGGCGGGCCCUAGAGUUUGACGGCGAUAAUUCGAUUGGCUGUUGCAUUUCAGCCAAUAGAAACGCAGCCGCUUUGUCUAUAUGAAGGGUGUUCAGAAACCACGGCCGUUUAUUUCAGCUGUGUUCGACGAGCUUGAUUGAAGUGCAAAAUGAGUGGAAGAGGCAAAACCGGCGGGAAGGCUAGGGCCAAGGCUAAGACUCGCUCCUCUCGCGCUGGGCUGCAGUUCCCUGUGGGCCGCGUGCACAGGCUCCUGCGCAAAGGCAACUAUGCCGAGCGCGUCGGCGCUGGCGCUCCCGUCUACUUGGCUGCUGUGUUGGAGUAUUUGACCGCUGAAAUUCUCGAGUUGGCUGGAAAUGCCGCUCGCGACAACAAGAAGACUCGUAUCAUCCCUCGUCAUCUGCAGCUGGCCGUUCGUAACGACGAGGAGCUCAACAAACUGCUCGGAGGAGUGACUAUCGCUCAGGGUGGCGUUCUGCCCAACAUUCAGGCCGUCCUGCUGCCCAAGAAGACCGAGAAGGCGGUCAAGGCCAAGUAAUCUGUUUUUCUCUUUCUCUGAUUUGUAUAGAAACAAAGGCUCUUUUAAGAGCCACCCACAUCAGCGA
This is a messenger RNA of Colossoma macropomum (tambaqui), 768 nucleotides long. Its product is annotated as histone H2A. Lineage: Eukaryota; Metazoa; Chordata; Actinopteri; Characiformes; Serrasalmidae. Gene Ontology annotation, cellular component: nucleosome. The record is from RefSeq and is a predicted model, not a curated record. Gene Ontology annotation, molecular function: structural constituent of chromatin; DNA binding; protein heterodimerization activity. The transcript has a single exon. The coding region runs from base 315 to 701 and encodes 128 amino acids.